Theobroma umbraticum is the source of this 3188-nucleotide messenger RNA. RefSeq names its product disease resistance protein RPM1-like. Lineage: Eukaryota; Viridiplantae; Streptophyta; Magnoliopsida; Malvales; Malvaceae. Gene Ontology annotation, biological process: defense response to other organism. The record is from RefSeq and is a predicted model, not a curated record. Gene Ontology annotation, molecular function: ADP binding.
CAUUAAAUUGUCCCACACAAACAAUGGGCUAUAGCGAAAAAAUUCAGAGAUUUGCGAUACUGCGCGGCUAUUUCUCAGUAUCUUCCAUGAACAUUGGCAGUUGCGUGUGGAAUUGGAUACACUAAGCUAACGUUCCAAGUUAUGCAAUUUGUUUGAAUAAGUGUCAGAAGAAUAAUUUCCCUUCGGUGUAGUAUCGCCACGGAAUGACGAGUUCAGUGCAAGAGACGCGUACAUAUUUGACCAUCCAGAUGCCAAACUAGUCCUAUAUAUUGAACUCGAAAAUGAGGUGGAGCUUUCGCAAGGGAUUCCUGAAGAUGUGGAGUACAUCAAGGACGAGUUGCAGAGCAUGAAGGCAAUCCUGAGAGUUGCAGACUCGAUGGGGGAGAGUAACGAGGAACUCAAGGUCUGGGUUCAGCAAGUAAGAGAGAUCGCCUACGACAUUGAAGACAUCCUGGAUGAAUACAAGCUUGACCUUGUCAAUGACCGUAGGCAUGGGAUUGAUGCUUUUCUAUACAAUGUUUGCUGCUUUACAAAAAAAUUGAAAGCUCAGCACCGGAUUGCUCCCAAAUUACGAGGCAUCAGAUCCAGAAUCAGCACCAUAUCUGCCAGGCGUCCAAAUUAUGACGGUAAGGGUACAAUCGAGGUAGGCCCAAGCUCCACUACCACAGAUAAUCCAUGGCUGGACGGUAGAGGGGAUGCCCUCCUUCUAGACAGCGUUGACUUGGUAGGUAUUGACGGAUCCAAAGUGCAACUGAUCAACUGGUUGGUUGAGAGAAACUCUGGGCGCAAGGUGAUUUCAGUGGUUGGAAUGGGAGGAUCAGGUAAAACUACCUUGGUGAAGCAAGUCUAUGAUAAUGCAAUUGUGAAGAAACAUUUUGAUAUACAUGUUUGGGUUACUAUUUCUCGUCCUUUCAAGAUAGAGGAGCUCCUAAGAAAUAUGGUACGACAACUCUUCGAUGCAAUCAGGAAGCCAGUUCCUAAACGUGUGAAUGAGAUGAAUGCGGUUCAUGAUCUGAAAAAGGUAGUCAAGGACUUCCUGCAGAAAAGGAGGUACUUGAUUGUUCUAGAUGAUGUGUGGCACAUGAAUGAAUGGGACGUGGUCAAUUACGCAUUGGCUAACAAUGAUCGUGGCAGUCGUGUGUUGCUCACAACGCGUAAUUCUGGAGUCGCAUCUACCUCCUGCAUAGAAUCUGAAGAUAAGGUCUUCAAUUUAGAGCCCUUACCUCCGGAUGAGUCCUGGAUUCUUUUCUGUGAGAAAUGUUUCCGGCAGAAACCCUGUCCUCCUGAAUUGGAGAAACAUUCUAGACGUAUUUUGGAGAAGUGCGAGGGACUUCCACUUGCAAUUGUAGCAAUCGGUGGUGUUUUGGCUACAAAAAGACGUACCAUUGCUGAAUGGGAGACUGUUUACCGCAGCCUUGGUGCUGAAAUUGAGGACAACAGUAAACUCAUGAAUUUCAAGGAAGUCCUUCUGCUGAGUUUCAAUGAUUUGCCAUACCACUUGAAAUCUUGUUUCUUGUAUUUAAGCGUCUUCCCUGAGAACCAUCUGAUUGAGAGUAUGAGACUGAUAAGAUUGUGGAUUGCAGAGGGGUUUGUUGAAGUCAAAGAAGGAAAGACACAAGAAGAAGUUGCAAAGGACUACCUUAAUGAGCUCCUGAAUAGAAGCAUGAUUCAAAUCGCAGGGACAACGAAUGACGGAAGGGCCAAAACAUGCCGCAUUCACGACCUUCUGCGAGAAAUCAUCAUUUCAAAUGCUAGGGAUCAGAACUUUGUCACAGUAGCUAAAGAGCAAAAUGCAACAUGGCCUGACAAGGUUCGCCGUCUGGCAAUACAUAACGCAUUCCCUAAUGCCCAGGAAAACAGGAAUGUUUCUCAUCUACGCUCCUUGCUUAUGUUCGGGAUGGGCGAUCCACUGUCCUGUUCACCAACAAAAACAUUGUUUCCAGACGGUUGUAGGCUGCUUAAAGUGUUAGAUUUGCGAGCUGCGCCUUUACAGACAUUCCCGGAGGAAGUUAUCAACUUGAAGCUUUUAAGUUAUCUUAGCUUGAGGGAUACAAACAUCAAGACAAUUCCAAGCUCUAUAGUGAAGCUUCAGGGCUUGGAGACAUUGGAUCUGAAACAUUCCCAAGUUUCUAAUUUGCCGGUUGAGAUCCUACAGCUCCGAAGACUUCGUCAUCUCCUGGUAUAUCGUUAUGAAUUUACCGCAUACUCACGCUUUCACUCCAAAUACGGUUUUCCGGCUCUGUCAGGAAUAGGAGCUCUACAAUCCCUUCAAAAACUCUGUUUUAUGGAGGUAAACCAUGAUGAUGCCCUUAUCAUAGAGCUUGGAAAAUUGGUGCAACUUCGCAGACUAGGCAUUACAAACUUGAGAAAAGAAGAUGGAAAGCUUUUGUGCUCAUCCAUCCAAAAGCUGACGAAACUACAUGCAUUGUCUAUUGUUUCAUCGGUGAAGGAAGAGUUCGUUGACCUGCAACAUCUUUCUUCUCCUCCUCAAUUGCUUCAACGACUAUACUUGUACGGGCGAUUAGAAAAGAUACCAGACUGGAUACCUUCUCUUCAUAGCCUGGUGGUAUUAUAUCUGAAAUGGAGCAGGCUGCCAGAUGAUGCGCUUGAAUCUCUUCAAAACUUGCCCAAUCUUAUUCAUCUUGAACUGCUGCAAGCAACCCAGGGAGACACUUUGCGUUUCAAGGCUGGCGGUUUUAAGAAGCUUAAAAUUCUAGGUAUAGAUAAGUUUGAAGGACUCAAAUGCAUAGAAAUGGAAAAAGGAGCAAUGCCACGUCUUGAGAAUCUGAGUAUCCAACGUUGCAAAUUGCUGGAGAGGGUGCCACUGGGGAUCGAAUAUCUGGCCAAGUUAAAAGUGCUUGAAUUUUUCGAUAUGCCUGAAGAAUUGAUUAUGACGCUUCUUCCUGAUGCACAAGGUGGAGAUUAUAGGAAAGUUGCAAACAUUCCAGAAGUUCAUUAUACCUACUGGAGAAAUGGAGAAUGGGAGGUCUAUUUCAUAGAGAGUUCAGGUGAGAGAGAGCACAACACAGUCAUAAGCAGCGAAAUGCUUCAAACUCGUUUUAAAUAACUGUGAAUAGCAAGUUUGUAAUAUUGUUCUGGUUUUGUCAAUAGACAGCAAUAAGGACCCUGCUCUAUUUUGCAAUCUGUAAAAUCAAAGGAUCAAUUUCGACAAAGAAUUUAUCCAGAAA